GGGGAAACAGAGUAGCUCUAUCCUGCAGUCAUAUGCUACUUUUUUCAGAGCUAAGAAAUUCAGAUAAAUAUACUGUACUUGCAGCUUCAUAAUAAUUGCAGACAAGAAGGAAAGAUAGCAAGUGUAAUUCUGUUGAGAAAAAUCCAAAAUCCAUUCUCCCUAGUCUUGUCAAAGGAGUUAUGCUCCGUUUGCAUCAGGUCACCUUAAUCAUCCCAAAAUUUCUUGCAUAUACUAGACAAAAUUUUUGUCUCUUGAGAGAUAGGAAAUAAAAUAUUUAAUACAGUAAAUUGAUGUUGAUGAAGCAAUUAGACAAAGGCAUUGAGCUUAGGCAUACUUUGCUUGUAAUAACUGUUAACACUUAUUGCAUAGGAUUGUGUUACGUACUGUCAACUUUGCAUCCUACUUGGGGUCUCCAGGGAUCUGAGAAAUUUUUAAAAAUACUGUAGUGUUAUGGUUGCUGCCAUUCCCCCAUUGAAUCCCCCCAUGGCAAAGCAAUUUGAACCCAGCUCUAAAUGGCUCUUAAGGGUUGUGCAGUAAGAGGCAAAACCCGGAAUAUUUCUGAAAGCAGAAGUAGCAUUCAAUCACUGCCUUCUUGAUGAUGCUGAAGUGACAUCCCAUAUCCCGUCACCUCCCUGCUACAUUCUGUAGCGUCCCAGAAGACUUCGUUUGAAUGUGCUAAAAGCUGGGCUGCCAAACGGUUGCUGAAGCCUUACUGAAGUAUUAUGUCACGCCCGGCCCCCUUCUGCUGCGCCCUCGCACGUCCUUCGUUCGCUCUCAAUCUUUGGGUCUCUUACUUAUAACCCCCCACCCCGUCUAAAGGGUAUCAGGGAGAUGACAAGAGACCCGUAGAAAGCGAGGGAAAGAGGCGGGUCACGACGAAGACGGGCCAGGCUGGGGGAAGACGCGUUCGACGGGGAGUGUUCGGGCCGCCGCCCCGCCGCUCUCUUUCUCCCGUCACAGGACGGUUAUUCCCCACAACCCGACCAAAGUGGGGGGGGGGCGUUGUUUUCCGGUAGGAAGAUGAGGCGGCUUUUUCGCCCACCCCCUGCUUCCUUUUGGGCGCUACUUGUGCUCUUGAAUGAACCCCUGACCGAAGCCCUGCUCGCUGAGAAGUUUUAUGAUGGUGAGUCCGGCUUUCCCUGCCUUCUGCCACAUCCAGAGCGGUAUAUCUUGGCGCAGGGCGUCGAAGCAGUUCGGUCACGAAAGACUCGCUCCCUCUGUCGUCGAGCGACAACUUGCCGGGAAGGCCUGGAGGUGGAGUGCGGCUGCGCAGAGAGUAUCCCGAGGAAGUGGGAUAUUAUUACCCCGGCGACGAGUCCCAGCGGCCUGCUCUCUGAGUGUGGAACAAGGCCCCUUAUGGGCCUUGGAACAAAGCCUCGGAUUGUAGGCGGACAUGAUGCACAGCCUGGGGCCUGGCCAUGGCAAGUUAGUCUUCAAGUUUAUCGAUUUGGUGUAGGAUAUCACCAUGUGUGUGGUGGAUCUUUAAUUAAUAAUAACACAGUGGUGACAGCAGCACACUGCAUUAGACAAUGGACGCAUCCAGACUUCUGGAGAGUUGUGAUUGGUUUGCAUCACCUUUUAAAAUACCAAACUCAUACUAUAAAAUGCCUGGUCCAAGCUAUCAUGAUUCAUUCUGAUUUUAAGAAGGAGACAUAUGAAAAUGAUAUUGCUAUGAUAAAGCUACAAAAAUCUGUCAUAUUCAAUGACUAUAUACAGCCCAUCUGCAUACCUGACAGUUCUGUUUUUAUAACCAAGGAAACUUCAUGUUACAUAGCUGGAUGGGGAAGCCUAAAGGAGAAAGGCCGAAGCACAUAUAUAUUACAGGAGGCUGAAGUUGAUCUUAUUCCACUAUAUAUCUGUAAUAGAUAUGAUUGGUAUGCUGGGGAAGUAUCAUGGAACAUGAUGUGUGCUGGCUCCGCAGGUGGACACGUUGAUAGUUGCCAGGGAGACAGUGGAGGACCUCUGAUGUGUUAUUUUCCAAAUAAAAUGAAAUAUUAUCUAUUAGGAAUCACCAGCUAUGGUGUUGGCUGUGGCCGACCAAAAUUUCCAGGAGUCUAUGUACGUAUAAUGAAUUACAGGCGUUGGGUAAAUUCGCGUGCUGUUGUGUUUAGCAGAACAACCAACGUUAGCAUUCAAUGUCUCUUUCUCUUUUUCACUGUGGGAGCCAUAACUAUCCAGUUUCCACAAUGAAGAGGAAAUCUUUUCUUUCAUUAUACUGGAAUGAUCUUGGAAUUUCUUUUUGUAUGUACUGAUUUUGUUUUACAAUAAAACUUAUGUAAAGGGUUUUUUAUUUUAAUAAUAAUGAAUGCUGUAUAAUCUAA
This is a messenger RNA of Pogona vitticeps (central bearded dragon), 2321 nucleotides long. Lineage: Eukaryota; Metazoa; Chordata; Lepidosauria; Squamata; Agamidae. The record is from RefSeq and is a predicted model, not a curated record.